Molecule: messenger RNA, 384 nt
Organism: Merops nubicus (carmine bee-eater)
Lineage: Eukaryota; Metazoa; Chordata; Aves; Coraciiformes; Meropidae
Product: DNA polymerase alpha catalytic subunit-like
Exons: 4
Biological process (GO): DNA replication; lagging strand elongation; leading strand elongation
Cellular component (GO): alpha DNA polymerase:primase complex
Molecular function (GO): single-stranded DNA binding; DNA replication origin binding; purine nucleotide binding
Source: RefSeq, a predicted model, not a curated record
GGUUGGUUAAUAUGCGAGGAGCCAACUUGCCAGAAUCGAACCCGUCGAGUUCCCCUGAGUUUUUCCAGGAGUGGCCCCGUGUGCCAGGCUUGCAGGAAGGCUGUUCUGAGACCUGAGUAUUCUGAUAAGGCCCUGUACACUCAGCUCUGCUUUUACCGAUACAUUUUUGAUGUGGACUAUGCAAUGGAUAAAGUGAUUACUGAGGAUGAAAAAGGGCACCUUAAGAAGCAAGUCAGGAAGGAAGUCUCUGAGGCCUACAAAAGACUGAAGAGCACCGUAGACAAAUGUCUGUCCAUGAGUAGCUACUCAGAAGUGAACCUCGGCAAACUCUUUACCAUCAGUAUGGGAAGAUCUGUGGGAGAGUCCAAUAAUGAGAGACAGUGA